Messenger RNA from Xenopus tropicalis (tropical clawed frog), 1524 nucleotides. It is a transcript of the gene egfl8, whose product is annotated as EGF like domain multiple 8. Gene Ontology annotation, cellular component: extracellular region. The coding region runs from base 470 to 1372 and encodes 300 amino acids. Gene Ontology annotation, molecular function: calcium ion binding. The record is from RefSeq and is a predicted model, not a curated record. Lineage: Eukaryota; Metazoa; Chordata; Amphibia; Anura; Pipidae. The transcript is spliced from 9 exons.
AAAUACUGAUGAACUUAGGACUAAUCCCUCUUUUAACUGAAAUGCAAAUAGUCAUCACCGAUACUGAUGAACAUGUAUUCCAUUAUCAUAGCUCACAAUAUGCAUACCAUCGGAAAAGCAGCUGCAUGACCAAGUGCUUUCACUUUUUUUGGUAUCCGGCAGACCUUGUGAAGUCUUGAAUUGCAGGAAAAGGAUGUAGAGUAUUUCCAGAUUGGGAGUGUUUGGAGAGAGAUUGGAUGGGGCUCACGGUAGGGAAUUACAGAUAACCCUGUGAUAUUGCCUUUGUAUGGAGACUUGUGUUUCAUGUACCAAAGGAAUUGUAUAGAAUGGGGUUUUGCAGAAAGAGCUCAGUAUUUAUCUAAGUGGAGUCUUGCAGAUUUGAUAAAGGACACGCAUUGAGAAAGUGCAUAUCCUUCCUUGAAGAUGCAAGCCCUGUAGCUACAAGUUGUUUCACAGAAUAUCUGCGUUUAUGUAUAUGUUGCUGAAAAAAAGGCAUUUCAUCCAGCAGUAUUACACUGGGACCCUGACAAUGUUUCAUUGGGCUUUGAUUGUUAUCAUAGUUGGUGUGACAACACAAGCAAAAGCGUCCAGAGAUAACAGGGGAGUUUGCUCCAGGCAAGUGGAAAGGGUCCCAGUUUUGUACAAUGAGACAUUUAUUCAACCAAAGUAUCAGCCCUAUCUGACCACAUGCCAAGGAUACAGAGCCUGCAGCAAAUACAGGACAGUAUACACAGUAUCUGUUAGGCAAAUGAAGAAGGAGCUUCUGAGGGUUAAAUCAGUGUGUUGUCCUGGCUGGAAGAAGAAGGAACCAACUUCAGAGGAUUGUGAGGAAGCUUUGUGUCACAAGCCAUGCCAAAAUGGAGGAACCUGUGUCAAGCCUAACAUGUGUCGAUGCCCUGCAGGUUGGGGAGGGCGCUAUUGCCAUGUAGAUAUAGAUGAAUGCAGACGGCCUUCUAAGCCUUGCCCUCAGCUAUGCAUUAAUACACGGGGUAGUUACCGCUGUGAAUGCCAACCAGGAUUUACUCUUGGAGAAGAUGGAAAGUCCUGCACUGAAAACAAGGCCCCCUCUCAACUUCCUGCUCAACAAGCAGAAGAUGCUUCACACAGACUUUCCAAUGAAAUCCAAGAACUACGCAACCUUGUUGAAACCCUAGAACAGCGACUAGACAGCACCCUCUCAGCCGUUCAACGUCUAUUCCCUGUAAAACUGUCAGAAAUCCACUCAGACCAAGUACAUGAAUUUUGGGAGAGGAUACAAAGUUUGGACCGAAUGGACUCUUUCAGUGAUCAGCUGAUGUACAUGGAGGAGAAAAUGGGAGAGUGUUCGUGUCGUAGUAACGAGAUUGAAAUGGCGGUAAACUUGAAGCGCUAAGCCUUUUAAGCCUUAAUUCAAGUUCUGCACAUCGUUCUUUGUAUUUAUACCCCUCCUGACAGCCCCUAUUUAUGACCCCAGCACUCCCUAUUUAUGGCCCUUGGUUCUCUUUUAUAACAUCAUGCACAUAAAUAAAUAUUAUUUCUACAGAA